GUCGUCAUUUUGUAAACAGCACGCAACUACCUAUCCUAACACACAAACAUGGUGAAAUUAAUGCUGCUCUCGCUGGUGGUUGUGUUUUUAGCAGUGUGGAUAGGAGAACGAUAUACUGCGCUAAGGGAUACACUGUUGGUUUUUAGAGAAAUCACCCCAAAUCACCUUCCCAACUGUCAACUAAUAAAGGACAUAAACAUUGGGUCUGAGGACAUCACCGUACUUGAAGAUAGACUGGCCUUCAUAAGCACUGGUGUGAAGUACCCAGGUAUUCCCCGGUACACCGAUGCUCCUGGAAAGAUCCUUGUGCUAAAUCUGCUUACUGGAACAGAUCCUACAGAACUUCGCAUCAAGGGGGAUUUUGAUGCAGAUUCUUUUGGUCCACAUGGAAUAAGUCUUUAUACAAAUGAAGCGGAUGGCUGCAGGUAUUUAUUUGUGUUGAAUCAUCCCCAUAACAACUGCCAGGUGGAGAUUUUUCGAUUUGUUGAAGAGGACCUCACUCUUGUGCACAUAAAGACUAUAAAGCAUGAACUGCUACAUAAUAUGAAUGACAUCGUAGCUGUGGGAGUGGAGAAUUUCUAUGCCACUAAUGAUCACUACUUCAUUGGUGAGAGACUCCAGCUUCUGGAGGUGCUGUUUUCUCUAGCCUGGUGUGAUGUGGUUUACUACAGUCCUGAGGAAGUCAGAGUUGUGGCCACAGGAUUUUUUAAUGCCAAUGGCAUUAACGUUUCCCCUGACAAAAGGCAUUUAUAUGUGUCAGAUUUAAUGCAUCACCAAAUUGUGGUGCUGGAGAUUCAGACGAACAACUCGCUGUCUCGUGUGAAGGAAGUUGCUGUAGGCUCCCUCUGUGACAACAUUGAAGUGGAAAGUAAAACUGGGGACCUGUGGAUGGGUUGCCACCCAAAUGGAAUCAAAUUCUUUCUACAAAAUGUGAAUGAUCCACCUGGCUCAGAGGUGAUUCGGGUUCAGAACAUCCACUCUGACAAGCCAGUGGUGACUCAGGUGUAUGCAGAUGAUGGCAGUGUGCUCCUAGCAUCUUCAGUGGCAACACCUUUCAGAGGGAAACUCCUCAUAGGAAGUGUUUAUCACAAAGCUCUGAUGUGUGACCUUGAGUAAAACAUUCACCCAAACACUGAUCACAAAAAUACUUUAGAUAAUUCAUUGUAUCUUCUCAGAAUGCUGUGUGAUUUACUAUUUACUAACAAGGUGUCUUAAUAAACUAAACUGCUGACUUCAGGCUAAUUUUCUUUUACUGAAUGCUCAGAAAACAGUUUCUAAUUACUGGUACAAAGUCUACUGUCUACUCUCUCUCUCCUUUCUAUAAAUGACAUCAUAAUCACACCCUCAGUCACUGUCCGCAAUCUCGGUGUUCUGUUCGAUCCCCUUCUGUGUUUUGAACCGCACAUAAAAUCUCUAUCCAGGUCUGCACUCUUCCAUCUCCUCAACAUUGCUCGCAUCCGCCCUUUACUGUCCUCUACGGUAGCUGAGAUGCUGGUCCAUGCUUUUGUGACUUCUCGGCUGGACUAUUGCAAUUAUUUGCUCCAUGGGCUUCCCUCUAAAUCAAUACGCCCCUUGCAAAUAGUCCAGAAUUCUGCUGCACGGCUCUUAACCCAUACAAAGAAGUCUGAUCACAUCACCCCAGUCCUGGAGCAGCUUCACUGGCUGCCCAUUACCAUGUGCAUACAGUACAAAAUCUUACUUCUCACCUAUAAGCAGUGUUGUGUAAUAAUACUUCGUUACAGUACUUAAGUAGUUUUUUGGAGUAUCUGUACUUUACUGGAGUAUAAAAAAAAAAUUUUACUUUCACUUUUACUCCACUACAUUUCCUAAAGAAAUUGUGUACUUUUACUCGUUACUCGUUACUACAAAAUAAAACGACAAGAAUUUUUUAGCUAAAUGAUGUCAGAUGUAUGACAGACUGCAGCAGGUUUGGCAAAUCUGCGCUUGUAAAUUACAUCAGCGGUUAAACACAUUAAUGCGCAGAUGCAAACGUUUUCUAAAAGCGCAUCGUUCACUCAAAGAUACGGAAUAAUCGUCAUUUCAGAAUCUCCCCGUCCUACACACUGAUGUAAGUUAGGAAUGAUAAACAAAGUAAAGCCACAGAACCAUUGUUUUUAUUAUUAUUAUUAUUAGCAUUAACAUUGUUCAGGUAUCAAGCUACCGAUUACAUUCGAACCACAAAUAAAACGUUUCACUACAUUUGUUUGUAAUUAAUUCAGUGCAGACAUGAUGUGUCCCAUCAUUUUUAAAAACUCCCCUACAGACAAAUAUUUCCUCAGAUAACUUCUGUAUUACACUGACAGAGGAAAGAUUCAUGGUGCUGAGGAACAUGCACGUCUUUAACCCUUUAAUGCUCUCAACAAGAACAUGGAUGAUUUUUCAGCUGCUGCUUCAGGUUGACACAUAAGUUAGAAAUGGUGUUUACUUAAAGUAAGAAUACCAAUAUUUUUUAAGUUUAACACACGCCAACCAGGGAGUAGAUACAGCCCAAAAAAGAUUAUUUAAAUACAGCUUAUUUUACCCAGCUAUUUAGAUUUAAACUAUUGCUUGAGCAGAUCAUUAAAGGGUUAAAAGUGCCACACGUUUUGUUAAACUUGCUUGAGUUUUGCUUUUAAAUUAAUUCUGCCAAAAUUCAGUUGUUUUUGGUUAUUGGGAUAUACUGUAUCUAUAUAACUUGAAUGUACUACCCAAAUAAAAAAAAAAUGGAACAGUAUAGAAAAUGCAAAUAAAAUAGAUGCAGUGUU
Molecule: messenger RNA, 2744 nt
Organism: Trichomycterus rosablanca
Lineage: Eukaryota; Metazoa; Chordata; Actinopteri; Siluriformes; Trichomycteridae
Product: serum paraoxonase/arylesterase 2-like
Exons: 9
Coding region: 49-1116 (355 amino acids)
Molecular function (GO): arylesterase activity
Source: RefSeq, a predicted model, not a curated record